GCACACGGCGACAGAAAGCAAACCGACGGCUUUAUAAUUCUGGAUUCGCUUGGUUUGUUAAACGGGCUGUUGUUUGCUCGGGGGCGCGUUAAAGCCGCAGCCAGGACUUGCCACAUACAGUACCACAAAGUGUAUUAUGUUCAAAUGUGUUCUUUGUACGCUAAUAAUAAAGAGCUAUAAUUUGUUGCGUGGGCGCAACAGUAAUUACAGAGGAAAGGAGGCUUGAGAGAGUCGCGUCCAGCCAGCUGCAUGGGUUGAGCAAUGUGGUGCGGCUGAGUUUGCGCUGCCUGCCUGAGAGAGAAUCCAUCACAGAAACAAACCGCCCCCUCCCACCGAGUGCCCCCGCUUCAGAUGCAACUCAAAAUACAUAAAGCCUCCAUGUUGCACAGGGAAUGUAGGGCCAGCAGAUAUGAACUGUUUGCCUAUUUGUCUUAGCUAACUCUGACGUUGAAUAACUUGCGUUUGAUACAUAUUUUAGGGCAAGAACAAUCCUCCGACGGGCUUCCUAGUGUUUUCAACGUUGUUCCAGACACGGCCUCACAUUUUGGAUAAUCGGAGCUUCACGGCUAACCCGCUAACCCAGGCUACCUGCUAACUUCAGCUAGUUAGCAAUCGAACCUCGGCUGGUUUGGUUUUAUGUGCUACAAACGCCGUCGGUGCUGUUCACGAAAAUAUUUGUCUGCAGCGAUGAUAUUUUGCGGAGAGCCAUAAAUGACAGCCAUUCACUGGCCUCCAUUCACCACAGUGCUAGCUGGCUGGCUACCACCGCUGCCACAACACUUCGCCUCGGACAGUUGCCUGGCUUUGUGGGCUGGCUGGUCAUCCUCAUCUUAGACAGCUAGCUAGAGGUAGCUAGCAAACGAAGCAAGCGCGCUACAGAGAAUAACAUUGUGGGAAACAAAACAAGACUACACCACCCGCCUAAAUGGACCACACGUCCAUAAUAACCCAGGUUUCCAACCCGAAGGAGGAGGAAAUAAUAUCAUUUAACCAGGAGAAAGCGUCCCAGUCUAACAGCAGCCUAAAGAAGCAGAGGAGCCGGAGCAUCUUCAGCACAUUCUUCUGCUGUUUCCGCAACUACAAUGUGGAACCUCCAGCCGCCAACACCAACACCAGCUCCCUGCCUCCACCUGUUGAGGAGAACGGAUCGCCUCCCAAGUGUGACCAGGUCGAGGUCAUCCCUGUCCCUAGUCCACCAGCCAAAUACCUCCUCCCUGAGAUGAUAAUAUCUGACUAUGGCAAAAAGUGUGUGGUGAUUGACUUGGAUGAAACACUCGUCCACAGCUCAUUCAAGCCCAUCAGCAAUGCUGAUUUUAUUGUUCCAGUGGAGAUCGAUGGUACCGUUCAUCAGGUGUAUGUGCUGAAACGACCCCAUGUGGAUGAGUUUCUUCAAAAGAUGGGAGAGCUAUUUGAAUGUGUGCUCUUUACAGCCAGUCUUGCCAAGUAUGCAGACCCUGUGGCAGACCUGCUGGACCAGUGGGGUGUGUUCCGAGCGCGACUUUUUCGAGAAUCCUGCGUUUUUCACAGAGGAAACUAUGUCAAAGACCUCAGCCGGCUGGGACGAGAGCUCAGCAACGUCAUCAUUGUUGACAAUUCACCCGCCUCUUACAUUUUCCACCCAGAGAAUGCUGUUCCAGUCCAAUCCUGGUUUGACGAUAUGAAUGACACAGAGCUCCUGGACCUGCUGCCUUUCUUUGAGGGACUCAGCAAAGAAGAGGAGGUUUACGGAGUCCUGCAGAAUCUGAGAGGCAGGUAGCAGGACAGCCACAGCGCUGCCUGCGCUCUCCACAAUCCUCUCUGUCCAUCUCUGCCCUUUUCUACAACCACAUCUCUCAGACUCAGGCAGAUCCUUCCACAUGCGGCCCUCUUGUCUCUGCCCCAAGGGGACGCCUUGGAGUCUCACUGUGGAAACCUUCACGACACCCCGUCUCUUCUCUCAUCUCCUGAUGACUGGCUGCCUUCUGAGUGCCAUCAUAAAAAACACAUACACUAAAUAUCCCAGGAGCACUGUGUUCGACAAAAGUGUACAGAGGGUCCUAAGUUGGUAAUAUUGGGGACAAAAUACUAAGAGGAAUGAACUCUGGUCUUUAUUUUCAAAGCAACAAAGUUUUACUAUUCGGUGAAGUGCUUGUUUUAAAACCAAAAAGAAAACCCAACAAGUUUUUUUUUUUCUGAAACUUCUUUUGUGGUACCACACAAAAGUCUGAAAAGAUUUAGUCCUCGUAUUGUUGCUAUGCAGGCAGUUUCUGGUAGUAGAAAGGACUGUGAUUCUCUUUUCUUACUGAAUGAAGUGCCUUGUGUGAAUGUUGUUUAUAUGGGGAGAUAUUUUGUACAUGGCAUAUUUCCAGAGUACUUCAAUCUUUUCACACACGAUAUGCUUUAAAGUGAACACACAAGUAUCUUGAUCUAAAACUUUUACACUAGUUUUUUUGAUCAUCAAACGCUGGGUAAUUGUCUCCAUAGUAUUCUAUAUAUUUUCCCAGUAUGCUUGUGCCAUUAUUUAGAUGUGACUUUGUUUUCUUUCUGCUUUCAUUAUAUGUAGAAUUAGCUAAUUUGUUUUAGGCAAAGGAGUACGUUUGCAAUUGUGAACCUUACACCCUACCUGCAACUCCAGUAGUUCUUUGCGUUUGAUAGUUUGAUCUGAAAUCUCAGAUACAGUUGUGCCAUUUAUUUUCUCUCUCACAGUAUCCCCCUUUAUCUCAUUUUAUUAUUUGCCAAAUAAGGAAAUUAUUUUUUAACAGGCUUCAUAUCUUUAACAGGGGGUCAGCUAUAAUUGUGAAAUCAUUAGUAGUAAGCAUAGCAUUAUAGGUUUUAUUCUUUUGACAAAUAGUUGUCAAAUACCUUUGUAUGUUUUUUAAUGUUAUGAGGUCCUUGUUUGUCAAGUCUUGCUUAUCAUAUGGCUAGCUUUUAGCACACAUUUCUUCCCUUGCUUCUGUUUUGUUUGUAUUUUUUGGCACACAUAAGUGGUGCAGCUUCACCCAGAGAUGAUCUUUCUCCAGAAUUGUACACAGUUGCAAAGGUAUCCCUCUUGUUGUUUGAAAUGGUCUGGGAUCUUACAGUAAAUGGGUCGAGUGCCAUGUUUUGUUUUUUUUCAUGAGGUUAGUGUCUUUAGGGAAUAUAGAUAUGUGUCAGAUCGAGUCUGGAUAGUGUUAAAAUCUCACCAUUCUCUCCUGAUUUACAUACAAUGGCGGCCCGCUCUCGUCCGGUCCUGGUGUAAAACCAGCGGAGACGAAGUGUGGUGUUUACCUUCCCAGACUCUUUUGAACUGCUCUUCACCUCAGUGCCUACGUUUUGAGAGGAGCCACACAAACCGAAUGCUGCAACAUUAGCUACCAUGGCAAUAACCUUUUAUGGGGUAGUUUCCAUCCCACGUGUUUGGUUUGGGUGUCUAGAGCACUUGACACGGCUAGCCAGGCGAGGCUUAGUUGACAGUAAUGGCUGGCCUGAUUAUAACAAUGACUUGUAGUGUUCAUGGUUAGCAUACAUUUUUCACAUUAUUUGAUCCGAAAACUGGACAAACGCAUAAUUUUGUCAUUUUCGAGUAAAAAUUAAAUUAUUAGAAUGUCCAAGUUAUAUUUUUAUCCAGGAUUAAAAUACUGAAGCAGCUUGAAUGUUGCUUGGUUUAUCUCAGCAACAGCAGCCAAAUGACCAUGUAUAGUGAGCUACAUUGCCAUAGUAUUCAGCUUAUGUUGUGCCAGAAAGUUAAAAAAGGAAAAAAAAAAAAAAAGACGCCUUCCAAACCUACAGAUGGGGGGUUUGUUCUGGCCUCGUCCAGACAGCCUCCAGAUAUUGGGGGCCAGCUCUAAGUGGAACACUACUGGGGCACUGCAAAAGGACUGUGAAGAACCUCAUCAUGGCAUUGAUGCCUUACUGCCUGUGGAGGCACAAAGCAAUGUUUCUUCAUUUAUUCCAUCUUCACGUUUUCAGUGUCGUCUCAUUAGUAUUGACUUAUGGAGUGUGAAAGCGGCUCUGCCACAUAUGUAGACCAUAUAUGGUCAGGUGACUUAACAUUGUGAAACAAUAAAAUGAAGCGUAAAGAUGCUUCGUGGUCCCAUCAAGGGGACUGUAUGCUCCAACAAACCUCAUUUGCUUUAUUGCUUGGUUUAUGGCUCAUGAUGUUACAUUAAAAAGACCUACACUUCUUCAUAAUUUCCAACAUUUCUUUUUUCCAAGUUGAAAGGCUGCUGCUCCUUCAGGCAUAUUGAAAUCUUUACUUUCUUUUGCAUAAGCGUUUGUGUUGGUGGUUUCAGUGCAAUGUCCUUUUAUAAGAAGCGUUUAGUCGACUCUUCUCAACCUCUCAAUGAUGACCUUUUCUCUGAAAAUGUUGUUUGUAUCAUUGUGAUAUUUUUCUACCUACCUUUUGUCAGUAUUUGGUUUGAAAAGUUGCAUAUUACCCAUUGUAUUCAGCUUUUUUUUUUUUUUUUUCUCGCCUCUUCCUUUCAGAUCUGUAAUGUCCCUCUCUCUUGCCUUUUGGUAAGCGUUCUCAGUCAGGUCUCGUCUUUCCUCUCGGGAGACGUGUGUGCAUGUGUGUGGGUGUUUGUAUGUGUGCGUGCACAGGCAUCUUGUUUGUGCUUCCUUACAGUGUUCCUUUUGUGUUAUCACCUCACUCAUAAUCACACGUUCAUCAUUUUGUAUUGAUUUAACACCAAAGUUCUACAACACUUGAGUUCAAGUCACAAGUUAUUCACUUUUUUUUUUUUUUUUUAAACACUUGUUGGUUCUUGUUGGCUUAUUUUGAGUGUCAGCAGUGUGUUGUCAUCCUGAGCAUCAUUUUUUUUUUCUUUCUUUCCAUAAUAAAAGGCUUCAUUAAAAUAAUU
This is a messenger RNA of Acanthopagrus latus (yellowfin seabream), 4817 nucleotides long. RefSeq names its product CTD small phosphatase-like protein. The record is from RefSeq and is a predicted model, not a curated record. Gene Ontology annotation, molecular function: RNA polymerase II CTD heptapeptide repeat phosphatase activity. NCBI's taxonomy places the organism in Eukaryota, Metazoa, Chordata, Actinopteri, Spariformes, Sparidae. Bases 926 to 1756 code for a protein of 276 amino acids. The transcript is spliced from 8 exons.